GGAAGACAUGUUUGUCAGUAGGAGAUUAUAUAAAACAGGAGAUGGCGGUUUAGCAACAGAUCUCAUUUGUACAGGCUGUGAGCUUUGUGGUUCCCCUUUGGAGCUGGACAGUGAGAACAUGUUUAAGCAGAAUGGAGUUGCACUUUAUUGUUCGGAAAGCUUGAACCGCCUUCAUGUCAUAAGCCUCAUAUACAAGCCCUUCAUGUUGUAUGUAUGGGACGAAUCGGAUUAUGCGCCACUCCUGGUCAGAAACAAGGCUGCAGAGCUCUUGUUUGGGAACAUUAAGGCUGAAAGAGUCUAUUCAUGCUAUAGGGGGAGAAAGCAUGCUGGAGAAGUUGAUUUGAAAGAGAUUCCCAUACAUAAUUCAAAAAGCAUCGGGCAACCUAAAGCUGCUGCCGACAAAGGAGUCUUGGUUUCUUGUAAGAAGAGCUUGGAAGGAAAGGGAAAACACUGUUUUCAGGAAAAUAUGGACUUCUAUGGGCUUUGGUUGAUUCUUCUGAAAACACUGCUGCAGCAAGGAAAGAACAGCCCUUUCAGAUUCGAAGUCAAUGUAAAUGCUGGUUUGGAUAAGGAAAAUGGGAGGUUUGAAAUAGUUUCUGUGCAGAUGCCAUGCUUCAGAACCAAAUGAUCUUCUGAUA
Messenger RNA from Prunus mume (Japanese apricot), 638 nucleotides. NCBI's taxonomy places the organism in Eukaryota, Viridiplantae, Streptophyta, Magnoliopsida, Rosales, Rosaceae. The record is from RefSeq and is a predicted model, not a curated record.